Molecule: messenger RNA, 1425 nt
Organism: Colletotrichum chrysophilum
Lineage: Eukaryota; Fungi; Ascomycota; Sordariomycetes; Glomerellales; Glomerellaceae
Exons: 3
Coding region: 1-1425 (474 amino acids)
Molecular function (GO): glutamine synthetase activity
Source: RefSeq, a predicted model, not a curated record
AUGUCGCCGACUGAAGAAACCGUCACCGUCGAGUCGCUCCCGGAGCUUCUCAAGAAUGACAACAAGGUCAAGCUUGCCGGCAUCGACGUCGAUGGCAUGCUGCGCGGCAAGCUCGUAUCCAAAUCAAAGUUCUUGUCCAUCGCCAAGUCCGGCUUUGGCUUCUGCUCCGUCAUUUUCGGGUGGGACAUGCACGACAUGACAUACAUCAGGGAGCUCAAGAUCAGCAACGCCGAGAACGGUUACCACGACUUGAUCGCCAUCCCCGAUCUCCAGAGCUUCAGGCGCAUCCCCUGGGAGGACAACGUCCCCUUCUUCCUUGUCGACUUCCACGACCCCGACACCCAGGAGCCCAUCUGCGCCUGCCCUCGUGGCCUGCUCAAGACUGCUCUGGGCAAGCUGGAGGCCAAGGGUUACAGCGCCAUGGCUGGAGCCGAGUACGAAUUCUACCAGUUCAAGACUCCUUCUCGCUCCUCCGAGACCUCGACCUCAACGGCCGGAUACCUGCAGGAGAACCCUCCCCACGCUCUCCCAUCUCUUACCGAGGGCAUGUUUGGAUACAGUUUGACUAGAACAGUCCAUAACAAGGACUACUUUUACGACGUCUUCGAGACCUGUGCCCAGUUCAAGUGUGAUAUCGAAGGAUGGCACACGGAGAGUGGCCCUGGUGUUUUCGAGGCCGCACUCGAGUUUGGCCAGAUCCAGCAAAUGGCCGACAGAGCUAGCUUGUUCAAAUAUGUUGUAAAGUCUGUAGCCACCAAGUACGGCAUUACUCCGUGCUUUAUGGCCAAGCCGAAACAGGGCCUGCCUGGAAACAGUGGCCACAUGCAUGUUUCCAUUGUCGACAACGCGGGCAAGAACCUCUUUGCUAGAGACACCAUCGACGAGAACCCUCCGUACCCCGACGUUGCUGCUCUCUCGGACCUGGGACGCCACUUUCUGGCUGGCCUUUUGGAGGGUCUCCCAGACAUCAUGCCUCUCCUGGCCCCCACAAUCAACUCGUACAAGCGUUUGGUAGAGAACUUCUGGGCUCCGGUAACGGUAUCUUGGGGCUUGGAACACCGCGCCGCAUCGAUCCGUCUCAUCGCUCCCCCGACCUCAAAGCCUGGUGCGACCCGAUUCGAGGUGCGAGUACCUGGCGCCGACACAAACCCUCACUUCGUCCUCGCUGCCAUUCUUGCGCUUGGAUGGCGGGGUAUUGAGAAGAAGCUGGAGAUCCCGUGCCCGCCGCUUGGAAAGGGCCAGGAGAUCGGCGGCCAGUCUGACAAGGGUACCAGGCUCGCAAAGAGCCUUCGCGAGGCAAACGACCGGUUCACCCGCAAGGAAAGCAUAGCAAGAGAAGUCUUUGGCGACGACUUUGUCGACCAUUUUGGAGGAACUAGAGAUCAUGAAAUUCGCCUCUGGGAGGAGGCUGUUACGGAUUGGUAA